Alternaria arborescens is the source of this 780-nucleotide messenger RNA. RefSeq lists its product as hypothetical. The record is from RefSeq and is a predicted model, not a curated record. Bases 1 to 780 code for a protein of 259 amino acids. NCBI's taxonomy places the organism in Eukaryota, Fungi, Ascomycota, Dothideomycetes, Pleosporales, Pleosporaceae. The transcript is spliced from 2 exons.
AUGUUUGCCAAACUCUCUACAUCGCUUAUCGCGACCCUUAUCAUAUCAACAACACUUGCGGCACCUACACAAACACAUUGCCGAUGCGAGAUCGUCAAUGAUAUCCCAUCAUCACCGGCUCCUGCAUCAGCUGCAUACACACCCUCGGCUGCGCACUGGUCGCCCGCAAAUACCCUACCAAGUCCCGUGGCCGCAAUGAAUGUAUGCGCAAGCCUAGGAUCCAAAUUGGAGAAGUUGCAGCACACUGAACCCGAGAUCUACAACUCGUAUAUGCGGGGAGCUGUCAAGGAUGCUCAGAAGCCAUUACCAACGUCUGUGUUGAUGAGCAAUCCGGAAAUGGCGGAAGAUGAUGAAGCACAAUCUACAUCGUCGCGGCCACAAGGGAGGAUACUAUGUUAUCAAGAAGUUCGAUCAUCGCCGACCGAGUUCCACAGCUCGUUUGUGGGGCUAUGGGCGCUUCAGAUUAUCGUUGUGUCGGCGGUAUUGGCUUGUGUUGCUGAGGGUGUGCAUUUGGGCAAGCGAUGGAUGGAAAACAAGCACACUCCUGAGCCAACAUGCCAAAAACACAGCAGGUUGCGCUUAUCGGGUGCGGAGAAGCGUCUCCUAGCCAUUCCUACUGGUCCCCAGCAAGCAGACUUGGUAUGCAGUCCGGGCGCAGAAAAGAAGCUACGAGCAUACGAGACAACACGAUACUUUGUCACGCAGGCGUCGAGCGGAAGGAGGGAGUUCAUUGCAUAUGACGAUGAUAGUGAUGAUGAGGCAAAUAGGCCUGUGAUGUAG